GUCUGCCGGGCGCUCGUCCAGCCGCGUAAACACCGCUGGAGCGGCGCGGCGGAGCAGGAUUGCAGAGUACCUUCAGGCUUCAGUUCCAACUUAGAAGCCAGAGGAACCCAUCCCAGCUGCUCUGUUCUCCUUCAGGAGCCAGGACAGAUUCCGAGAAGUUAGCAUUUCAGGAUCAAAAGCUCUCCUAGUCCGAGAAAGCUCCUGUUGCUCUUCCUCCCCAGUGGAUCUCAGCCCAGCCACAGGAUAUUCAGAAGAAAGGACUGCUCGUUCUUUCACGCCUGCAUUCAGUGAGCAAGUUGUGCAGAGCAGCAGGUGUGCUAAGCCAAGACCAGCUCUUCCCGGCCGCAACCUCUCCAUGCCCUGCUUUUCUGGGAGUCCUGGGCAGCAUCCACGGAGGGAAGGAAUCUGCUCAGGGAGCAUUUGUUUUCUGGCAUUUCUGGAGGCAGGGCCAUGCUCACAUUCAUGGCCUCUGACAGCGAGGAAGAAGUGUGUGAUGAGCGGACGUCCCUGAUGUCAGCCGAGAGCCCCACGCCACGCUCCUGCCAGGACGGCCGGCAGGGCCUGGAAGACGGAGAGAGUGCCGCCCAAUGGAGAAGCCAGGAGAGUGAGGAGGACCGUGAGGAGGAGGACCCUGACCGCUACGUCUGCAGUGGGGUUCCUGGGCGGCCGCCGGGCCUGGAGGAGGAGCUGACUCUCAAAUACGGGGCAAAGCAUGUGAUCAUGUUAUUUGUGCCUGUCACGCUGUGCAUGAUCGUGGUGGUGGCCACCAUCAAGUCCGUGCGCUUCUACACAGAGAAGAAUGGACAGCUCAUCUACACGCCUUUCUCUGAGGACACGCCCUCGGUGGGCCAGCGGCUCCUCAACUCCGUGCUCAACACCCUCAUCAUGAUCAGCGUCAUCGUCACCAUGACGAUCUUCCUGGUCGUGCUCUACAAGUACCGCUGCUACAAGUUCAUCCACGGUUGGCUGAUCAUGUCCUCUCUGAUGCUGCUGUUCCUCUUCACCUAUAUCUACCUCGGGGAAGUGCUCAAGACCUACAAUGUGGCCAUGGACUACCCCACCCUGUUCCUGACCGUCUGGAACUUCGGGGCGGUGGGCAUGGUGUGCAUCCACUGGAAGGGCCCCCUGGUGCUGCAGCAGGCCUACCUCAUCAUGAUCAGCGCGCUCAUGGCCCUGGUGUUCAUCAAGUACCUCCCGGAGUGGUCCGCCUGGGUCAUCCUGGGCGCCAUCUCCGUGUAUGAUCUUGUGGCUGUGCUGUGCCCCAAAGGGCCACUGAGGAUGCUGGUGGAAACCGCCCAGGAGAGAAAUGAGCCCAUAUUCCCUGCCCUCAUAUACUCAUCUGCCAUGGUGUGGACCGUAGGCAUGGCCAAGCUGGACCCUUCCUCUCAGGGAGCCCUUCAGCUCCCCUACGACCCGGAGAUGGAAGAAGACUCCUAUGACAGUUUUGGGGAGCCCUCGUACCCUGACGUCUUUGAGCCCCCACUGCCUGGCUACCCGGGGGAGGAGCUGGAGGAAGAGGAGGAAAGGGGCGUGAAGCUGGGCCUUGGAGACUUCAUCUUCUACAGCGUGCUGGUGGGCAAGGCGGCCGCCACGGGCAGCGGGGACUGGAACACCACACUGGCCUGCUUUGUGGCCAUCCUCAUUGGUUUGUGUCUGACCCUCCUGCUGCUCGCCGUGUUCAAGAAGGCGCUGCCCGCCCUCCCCAUCUCCAUCACAUUCGGGCUCAUCUUCUACUUCUCCACGGACAACCUGGUGCGGCCUUUCAUGGACACCCUGGCCUCCCAUCAGCUCUACAUCUGAGGGGACGUGGGCACCAUGGGCUGGAAGCUGUAGGAAGCGGUGACCGGAGGCAGCUGUCUGAUUUUACACUCUAGUGCCAUAUAUUUUUAAGACUUUUCUUUCCUUUAAAAGAAAGUGAGAAUGAAAAAGGCUUGUGUUAACUUCAUGAAGAGGAAGGGCCAGCUUUGUGGUGCUAGUGGUUUUGUCACUAGGCCUGGUUCAGCCCGUCGUGAGCACUCGCUUCACCGACAGGAAACCCGGGAAGUCGGGCCAGAGGAGCUGAGAAUGGUUCCGAGACGUGGGGGGCGCGGGGAAGGCCCCCUACUCUCACCACCCCCAGCCUGGCGUCCUCGGAGAAGGGCCCAGACGGAGGACGAGGCAAGGAUGUCUGGGACCAGGAGGCCAUGCCCGGGAUGGCACGAAGAGCCUGGUCACUCUGGAGAGGAAAAGCCGAUUUUCUCUGCAAGGAAUGUUCCCGAUGCUUUGUCUAUGAUGUCAUCAUUAUUUGAUUACCUUUAGAGUCCUUGUCACAGCAGUCGUUGCUGGGAAGUGUCUUAAUAUUACCAUCAAUAAAUAGCUGAAUCCUGUCACA
This is a messenger RNA of Budorcas taxicolor (takin), 2371 nucleotides long. RefSeq names its product presenilin 2 (gene PSEN2). Gene Ontology annotation, biological process: negative regulation of apoptotic process; calcium ion transport; protein processing. Gene Ontology annotation, cellular component: neuronal cell body; nucleus; growth cone. Gene Ontology annotation, molecular function: aspartic endopeptidase activity, intramembrane cleaving. The transcript has 15 exons. The coding region runs from base 451 to 1800 and encodes 449 amino acids. The record is from RefSeq and is a predicted model, not a curated record. NCBI's taxonomy places the organism in Eukaryota, Metazoa, Chordata, Mammalia, Artiodactyla, Bovidae.